AUGACCGGAAUGACAUCCACAAUACGCAUAGCCAUACUCAACACCGACGAGCCCGUAGCCGCCGUCCGCCCUCGUCACCGUUCGUACGGUUCCAUGUUUCAGUCUCUCCUCGACGCCGCGGCAAAGCGCGUAUCGCCUACGCUGACCGUCGAGUCGGAGGAGUUCGACGCCGUCAAGGCUGAGUACCCCGGCGACCUGUCGUCCUUUGACGCCCUGCUGGUGACGGGCUCGGCCGCCUCCUCGUACGACGACACGCCGUGGGUGCGCCGCCUGGACGGCUGGCUGGGCCACGUCUUCCGCACCCACGACGGCCUUCGCAUGUUCGGCAGCUGCUUCGGCCACCAGAUCAUCUGCCAGAGCCUGCUGCGCGACCAUGGCGUCUUCGUCGAGAAGCACCCGGGAGGUUACGAGCUGGGCGUCCACGAGAUGACGCUCUCGGACGAUUUCGUCAACGCCCUCGGCCCUCCUCCCUGCCGUUCCGCGGACGAGAGCAGCGGUCGUCCUGCCACGCCUCCUGGAACCAGCGAGACCGCAGCUGCGCGCGCCGCUGCUGCAGAGCAGGCCCCCCCCGCAUCGCUCCGCCUGCAGUUCAUCCACGCAGACCACGUCAACCUCGGACCCAGGGGCUCCCUCCCGGGGAGCUGGGUCAACAUAGGGAGCACCGCUCACUGCCGAGUCCAGGGCGUCUACCUGCCCGGUCGGGUCCUCACGUACCAGGGCCACUUUGAGUUUGACUCCUUCGUCAACACCGAGACGGCAAAGGCCUUCGGCACCGAGUGGGAUCCGGCCUUUCUCCGAGACGCCCUUGACGCCAUCGACGCCGACGACGACUCCGACGCCGCCGCUGACAUGGUCGUGCGUUUCCUGAUCGAGGGGCGUGAUCUCGAGGAUAAGGCCGAGGCGUUGCUGCCCACGCCACCUGCUGAGAUGGCAUGA
Molecule: messenger RNA, 936 nt
Organism: Geosmithia morbida
Lineage: Eukaryota; Fungi; Ascomycota; Sordariomycetes; Hypocreales; Bionectriaceae
Product: glutamine amidotransferase
Exons: 1
Coding region: 1-936 (311 amino acids)
Cellular component (GO): nucleus; cytosol
Source: RefSeq, a predicted model, not a curated record